AAUUAGGUUUAUUUACUGUGGCUAAAUAUUGUAACUUGUAUCACUGGUUAUGACGACGUCAGCCUUCUAAAUCAGAUCAUGUUAUAUUGCUAUUAUGGAAUUACAAAAUGUGUAAUUUUCCGUAUUAUUGCUUUUAAAACUGGCUAUUAAAGUUCAGAUGUUUGGGAUGAUUAUGGUGGUGUAACUCCGUAGAAUACUGUGUGUAUGUACUACAGUAGUUAAACUAAAAGGGUACACUGAAGUAACAUGAAUACAGUAUAGAAUAAAAAUGAAUCUGCAUAUGUUUAGUCAUACUGUUGUAAAUGUACUAUUCCUUUGCCAAGUAAAUAAAUUAUUGGUAACAUGUCUCAUAGGUUCUCAUAUCUCAUAGGUUCUGCCUAGAAAAGAUGAUUCUUGAGCUGUGAGAUAUGAUAAUCAUUAGUGAUUAUCACUUCACUUUAAUACAUCUAUUAUAUAACAGGAGCAGUAUGAGAAAGUGAUUGAGAACAUGCAGGAGCGGAUGGACGACAUGGAAGUGAAGCUAAAGGCGGUACGUCUGAUGCUGCAGGAGAAGGUUAACCAGCUGAAGGAGCAGCUGUCUGAGAAUGUUAAGUCAGAUCUGCUGAUAAAGGACCUCUACGUAGAGAACGCAGAGCUCAUGAAGGCUCUACAGAUAACUGAGCAGCGUCAGAAAAGUGCAGAGAAAAAGUCAUUUCUCUUGGAGGAGAAGGUGACCGCUCUCAACAAACUCCUGCAUAAAAUUGUUCCUGCCUCUCUUUCUGCUUAGAAUGUGUUAGCCACCAAUGUCCUUUUAACAGUAAUGAAAUGUGAUCUACUUAAGUUUUUCGUUACAGAUGUAAUGUAUGAUCUAUAAAAGGGACCAGGUUCACAGUAAGAGAGUGAAAACUCCUGGUGUGACACUUU
Ictalurus punctatus (channel catfish) is the source of this 903-nucleotide messenger RNA. RefSeq names its product ninein-like protein. The coding region runs from base 488 to 766 and encodes 92 amino acids. The transcript has 2 exons. The record is from RefSeq and is a predicted model, not a curated record. Gene Ontology annotation, biological process: microtubule anchoring at centrosome. Gene Ontology annotation, cellular component: centrosome. Lineage: Eukaryota; Metazoa; Chordata; Actinopteri; Siluriformes; Ictaluridae.